Aspergillus japonicus CBS 114.51 is the source of this 1025-nucleotide messenger RNA. RefSeq lists its product as uncharacterized. The record is from RefSeq and is a predicted model, not a curated record. The transcript has a single exon. Lineage: Eukaryota; Fungi; Ascomycota; Eurotiomycetes; Eurotiales; Aspergillaceae. The coding region runs from base 97 to 612 and encodes 171 amino acids.
CCUGCCUCAAAAUCAUGGGUGCCUCUGUACUCCGUACCCUGCUGGAAUCUGAUGAGAGCAUAAACCGAUCCACUCGUCCCCACCGGAACUCAUCGCAUGGAUUGCACAUGUGCAAGGGCUGCAACAGCAACCACCAAUCGGUGUGCCGGGGUAAAUACGAAAGAAAGCCGUGGCCGGGAAGUUGUUCCACCGUCUGUCAGUUCCCUUAACCCUCUGGGUCCAGAGGGUCAAUUGGCAGGCCGCUUGCCGUCGUGCAAGCUUCGAGCGGCUGAUGUUAAACAAAGUGGUUGCGUGAUGACCUUGCGAGUAGAGCCGUCGUGUGGCGCGGUGCAACCUGAGCCCGUGGAAGAACUUACCGACAGGCUGGCAGGUCGAGGAGAGGUGGCUACUAGUAGCCACACAGCUCUUCUUCCACUGGCUGGGUAUACCUACAGUUGCUGCCUCACUGUUUGCCCUCACUACUCAGUCGGCUUCUUCACGCAUGACAUGCGUCUUUCAACCGACGUGUCGCCUGGUUCUUGUUACUCCUCUUGCACGAGGUGUGCGAAAUUGCACAGAAUCAAGAGGAUUAGUCUGAUCUUAUUGUUUUCUGGUGGUCAAUCAGCUUCUUGAGAUCAUCAGUCACCCUAGAGCCGAUCAUACAAUUGGUUGACGCGUUUGUUGACAGACAGAAGACAACCACAAUUUCAUCGACUUUAGCUGCGGCUGUUCGACUUGACAGCUCUUGGCAGCCACCAUGAUAGUGAGGUUGCCGCCCAGUCAUGCACUGCGCAUGGAAGAAUCCGACGUCCUCAACAACAUGUCUAAACGUUGACUGCUGUCGACUCGCCACUCAUGGCCAAAGAUUUACAGUAAUCCACUGUACACCAAUUUAAUGUAACCCUUUCCCAUGCGAUUGUUUAGAUACUUCACUUGGAGAGUGCGAUAGCCAGUUCAGUGAUUCUUCCUUUCCAGGAGUUGAUAAUCUCAUUGUUUUUUACAUGCAGUCUACCUCGCGCAAGUAUACUUUUGUGAAAGGCAGUCGC